AUGGUGAAAGAAAAGAAAAAAGUGGACAAAAAAGGAGAUAAGUCAGCGCGCUCUCCCUCCUCCAUUUCUGAUAACCCAGAAGCCCCUAAACAAGAUAGCAAUGCCAGUAAGCAAGACGUGGCCCCCAGUGCUGUUGUCCCAGUCUUGGAAACGCCACUCAAACAAGCCCCCAAAAGAGACUCGGCACAAGUAGAACAGAGUGAAGAGGAGACUCAGUAUGAAGAGCCCAUCCUGACCAAACUCAUAGUGGAAAGCUAUGAAGGGGAGAAAGUCCGUGGACUGUAUGAGGGAAAAGGCUUUGCUGUCUUUCAAGGCGGAAACACCUACCACGGUAUGUUUUCAGAAGGACUGAUGCAUGGACAAGGGACUUACAUUUGGGCUGACGGAUUGAAGUAUGAGGGAGACUUUGUGAAGAAUAUGCUCAUGAACCACGGCGUGUACACAUGGCCGGACGGCAGCACGUAUGAAGGAGGGGUGUUCAAUGGCCUGAGGAAUGGAUUUGGUAUGUUCAAGUGUGGCACACAGCCCGUGUCCUACAUCGGCCACUGGUGUCAGGGCAAGAGACACGGGAAGGGCUCCAUCUAUUACAAUCAAGAGGGGACCUCUUGGUAUGAAGGAGACUGGGUAUACAACAUCAGAAAGGGCUGGGGAAUAAGAUGCUACAAAUCAGGAAACAUAUAUGAAGGGCAGUGGGAGAACAACAUGUGCCAUGGGGAAGGCAGAAUGCGGUGGCUCACAAAGAACGAGGAGUACACGGGCCACUGGGAGAAGGGGAUCCAGAAUGGCUUUGGAACAUACACAUGGUUCCUAAAGAGAAUCCCCAACUCGCAGUAUCCCUUGAGAAAUGAAUACAUAGGAGAGUUUGUAAAUGGCCUGCGUCAUGGAAAAGGGACAUUUUACUACGCCAGUGGAGCCAUGUAUGAGGGAGAGUGGGCUUCCAACAAAAAGCAUGGCAGGGGCAGAAUGACCUUCAAGAAUGGCCGUGUGUAUGAAGGUCUGUUUUCCAAUGAUCACAUUGCACAGCUCUUUGAAACUGAAACUGAUCACUCACACAGCCUGGAGUGUUGUUCAGAUGCCUCGCAAAGGAGCCCGCAGCCUCGGGGGUCUUCUGUCAGUGCUGUCAGGGAGCCUGAGACCCUGCGGAAGUUGGAUGGCAGCGAAAGCCGUUCUGUGCUAGGAUCCAGCAUUGAGCUGGACUUAAAUCUGUUGCUGGACAUGUAUCCCAAGGAAAGCCAGGAGGAAGAAAAGAAGCAGGUGGAAUAUGCAGUCCUAAGGAACAUCACAGAGUUAAGAAGGAUCUACUGCUUCUACAGCGGCCUUGGGUGUGACCACUCUCUGGAUAACACCUUUCUGAUGACAAAGCUUCACUUCUGGAGAUUUCUGAAAGACUGUAGGUUCCAUCACCACAUCACUCUUGCAGAUAUGGACAGGGUAUUGAGUGUCUAUAAUGGCAUCCCAAUCGAAGAAAUCCACUCUCCAUUCAGAACCAUACUCUUGAGAACCUUCCUGAAUUACCUCCUGCAGCUGGCUUACUACAUCCAUCACAAGGAGUACCAGAACAGAAGCCCAUCGCUCUUCCUGUGUUUUACAAAACUGAUGUCUGAGAAUAUUCACCCACAUGCCUGCCAGGUAAAAGGUCACUUAUUCAGUGAGCAACAGCGGACACUCUACUCAAUGAAUUACAUCGAUAAGUGCUGGGAGAUUUAUACAGCCUAUUGCAGAACCAACGAAGCCCCACCCUAUGAGCUGACGAUGAAGAUGAGAUAUUUCCUCUGGAUGCUGAAAGACUUUAGGAUGAUAAAUAAGGACCUAACUGCGACCAAAUUCAUGACUGUGAUAGCGGAGGACAACCCUUUCGUGUAUGACGGAACUGACAGCAACUUUGAGGUUGAGCUGGUCUUCCUGGAAUUCUUUGAAGCCCUCUUAUGCUUCUCCCUCUGCUGCAAGUUUGACCAGAUGACUAGAUCCUAUUUGAAAGUCCCGUACGACGACACCACUACAAACCGAUACGGCAGCACUCAGACGAUACUCAACCAGGGCGUCCACAGAAGCCCGAGCGCAAUCACGAGCCAUGACUCCGAAGUCCACUGCAGCAGCACCAAGUCGUCCUUAGACAAGACAGGAGCUCUGCCUGAUGGUAAAAUCAGGCAGUCAGAGCCCAAGCUCAAGAAGUCGCUGAGUGAGGACAAAGUCUCCAAAAUGAACUUCAAGACUCAAGGAAGAGGCCUGGUGUUUAUGACUCCACACGAGAAAUACGAAAAGCCCAAAGAUGAACAGAAAGAGGAACUCAACAUAUGGGUGAACAACCUCUAUGUCUUCUUUGUAAGUGUGCUCUUCAGUGCCUACAAACGAGAAGAGAUGCUCAAGGAGAAGGUGAAGGAGCAUCGGCGUCAGGAAGCAGAGAUGGCUCAGCAGAGGCAGAUAGAGAACGAAGAACUAGAAGCCAGGCUGAACAGCCUACGGGAAGAGGAGGCUAGGAAGCAAGACUUUGAGCCUGACAUCACAGUGCUCAAGGAGCCGUUGGAGAUCCCAGCCUCUCAGCCUCUCACGCCCAGCUCCCCUAAAGAGGACCUGGCUUCCACCCAGACUAGCAAGGCCAGCCCUGGCAAGAAGAAGAAGAAGUGA
Messenger RNA from Mus pahari (shrew mouse), 2625 nucleotides. Its product is annotated as radial spoke head 10 homolog B. Bases 1 to 2625 code for a protein of 874 amino acids. NCBI's taxonomy places the organism in Eukaryota, Metazoa, Chordata, Mammalia, Rodentia, Muridae. The record is from RefSeq and is a predicted model, not a curated record. The transcript has 19 exons.